Belonocnema kinseyi is the source of this 6750-nucleotide messenger RNA. It is a transcript of the gene l(3)72Ab, whose product is annotated as putative U5 small nuclear ribonucleoprotein 200 kDa helicase. Gene Ontology annotation, molecular function: ATP hydrolysis activity; ATP binding; nucleic acid binding. NCBI's taxonomy places the organism in Eukaryota, Metazoa, Arthropoda, Insecta, Hymenoptera, Cynipidae. The record is from RefSeq and is a predicted model, not a curated record. Gene Ontology annotation, cellular component: nucleus. The coding region runs from base 16 to 6432 and encodes 2138 amino acids. The transcript has 6 exons.
GUUUUGCUAUCAACCAUGGCGGACCAAGCUGCGAGGCAGCUUCAGUACGAAUAUAAAGCGAAUUCUAAUCUCGUCUUGCAAGCUGACGUACGGUUAAUUGAAAGACGUAGCAGAGAUGAAGCCACAGGUGAGGUUAUGUCCCUUGUGGGAAAACUUGAAGGAUCGAGGAUGGGAGAUAGAGCACAGAGAACGAAACCAGGAAAAGCUGAGGAACGAAAAGUCAAACGUCAAAAGCGUGAUGAAGCCCAGUACGAUUUUACCCGGAUGAAAGGAGUGACUUUGCUCUCAGACAAUAUGGACGAAAUGGUCGGUAUAAUAUACCGGCCAAAAACGCAGGAAACUAGACAAACUUACGAAGUUUUAUUAAGUUUCAUCCAAGAAGCUUUAGGCGAUCAGCCACGUGAUAUUCUCUGUGGUGCUGCUGAUGAGGUUCUAGCAGUCCUAAAAAAUGACAAACUGAAAGAGAAAGAAAAGAAAAAGGAAACAGAAUCAUAUUUAGGGCCACUGGCAGAAGAAAGGUUUGCUCUUCUCGUUAAUCUUGGGAAAAAGAUCACAGACUUUGGCACCGAUGAGAAAAUGCAAACGAAUGACGAUAAUCUCGAAAAUGGUAUUAAUGUUCAGUUUGAGGAGGGCAGCGAAGAAGACGAUGAGGAUGUUUAUGGAGAAGUUCAGGAAGGGGAUGAUGACGGCGAAGAAGGAGAAGAAGCUAAUGAUGAUCGUCUCAUCCACGCUGAAAAUUUGGGUGGAGUAGAAGAAAUGAAAAAAGAAAAGUCACUUAAUCCCUGUGACAUAGACGCAUAUUGGCUUCAAAGGAGACUCAAUAGAAUUUACAACGAGGCCUUGGAAUCACAAGCAAAGACUGCCGAAGUACUGCAAAUUCUGAAAGACGCAGGAGAUGAUCGCGAAUGUGAAAAUCAACUCGUUCUUUCUUUAGGUUACGACUGUUUCGAUUUCAUUAAGCAACUGAAAAAACAUAGGCACAUGAUUGCUUAUUGUACAAUGUUGGCAUCAUCACAGUCAGAAUCAGAGCGUCAGAAAAUUCGCAACAAAAUGAACGAUGAUCCGGCUCUGGCAAAAAUUUUACGACAGCUGGAUAAUGCGGGAAAAGGUGAGGAAGAAAAUGACGAAACAAUGGAAGCACGAGCGCAGAGAAAGAGAAGAGAAGAAAACGAAGAUACGGGUGGACCUGGAGGUCAGGUCCAGGGAGCGAGGAAUAUGAUAGAUCUGGAUGACUUGGUAUUCGCCCAAGGCAGUCAUUUCAUGGCGAACAAACGUUGUCAGCUGCCUGAUGGUAGUUUUAGAAAACAGCGAAAAGGAUAUGAAGAAGUCCACGUUCCAGCCCUGAAAGCGAAACCCAUCGGCGAGAAUGAGAGACUCUUUUCAAUCGAGCAGCUACCAAAUUACGUGCAGGCGGCUUUUGAAGGAUUCAAGACACUCAACAGAAUUCAAAGUCGAUUGCAGCACACUGCCUUGGAAAGUGACGAAAAUCUCUUGCUUUGUGCCCCGACUGGUGCCGGUAAAACUAACGUCGCCUUGCUUUGUAUGAUGCGUGAGAUUGGCAAACACAUCAACGCGGAUGGAACAAUCAAUGUGGACGAAUUUAAAAUAAUAUACGUUGCACCAAUGCGUUCACUCGUACAAGAAAUGGUGGGCAAUUUUGGCAGGAGGUUGGAGUCUUAUAAUAUUACAGUUUCCGAAUUGACCGGAGACCAUCAGCUGACUCGAGAACAAAUUGCCGCUACCCAGGUGAUUGUCUGCACUCCAGAAAAGUGGGAUAUCAUAACUAGAAAGGGAGGAGAGAAAACGUUCACAUCCCUCGUCAGACUUAUAAUCAUUGACGAGAUUCACUUGUUGCACGAUGAAAGAGGUCCCAUUUUGGAAGCGCUGGUUGCCAGAACUAUCAGAAAUAUCCAGACUACUCAAGAAGAUGUUCGUCUUGUCGGUCUUUCUGCCACCCUACCCAACUACCAAGAUGUUGCCACAUUUUUGAGAAUCAAGCCAGAAACUGGUUUGUUCUAUUUCGACAACAGUUUCAGACCAGUGGCCUUGGAACAGCAGUACAUCGGUGUCACCGAGAAGAAGGCACUGAAGAGAUUCCAGGUGAUGAAUGAGAUUGUUUACGAGAAAACGAUGGAGCAUGCUGGUAGGAAUCAAGUUCUCGUUUUCGUGCAUUCGCGUAAAGAAACCGGGAAAACGGCAAGAGCAAUUCGUGACAUGUGUUUGGAAAAAGACACUCUCGGUCAGUUUCUGCGAGAAGGUUCCGCAUCUAUGGAAGUUUUGAGAACGGAAGCUGAGCAAGUGAAGAAUCAGGAACUCAAGGAUUUACUGCCCUACGGGUUUGCUAUCCAUCAUGCAGGCAUGACGAGAGUGGAUCGAACCUUGGUAGAAGAUUUGUUCGCUGACAGACAUAUUCAAGUUUUGGUCUCUACUGCCACUUUAGCUUGGGGAGUAAAUUUGCCCGCUCACACUGUCAUCAUCAAGGGAACUCAGGUUUACAAUCCGGAAAAAGGUAGGUGGGUCGAGCUCGGUGCUUUGGAUGUUCUGCAGAUGUUGGGUCGAGCUGGUCGACCUCAGUACGACACAAAAGGUGAGGGUAUCUUGAUAACUAACCACAGCGAGCUUCAGUACUAUCUUUCACUUCUAAAUCAACAACUCCCGAUCGAGUCGCAACUCGUGAGCAAAAUGGCAGAUAUGCUGAAUGCAGAAAUUGUCCUGGGUACGAUUCAGAAUAUCAGAGACGCGGUUACUUGGCUCGGGUACACUUAUUUGUACAUCAGAAUGCUGCGAAGUCCCACAUUGUAUGGAAUCAGUCAUGAUAAGUUGAAAGAGGAUCCUUACCUAGAAUUGCACAGGGCUGAUCUUGCCCACUCGGCAGCAAUGGCCCUGGAUCGCAGUGGUCUCAUCAAGUAUGAUCGGAAAUCUGGAAAUUUUCAGGCAUCAGAAUUGGGAAGGAUAGCCUCGCAUUAUUACUGCACACACGAGACGAUGCAGACCUACAAUCAGUUAUUGAAGCGCACACUCAGUGAAAUUGAACUCUUCCGUGUUUUCUCGUUGUCUGGUGAAUUCAGGAAUAUCAAUGUCAGAGAGGAGGAGAAGAUGGAGUUGCAAAAGUUGAUGGAGCGAGUACCAAUACCUGUGAAGGAGAGUAUUGAAGAACCGAGUGCAAAAGUCAAUGUUCUCCUGCAAGCUUACAUUUCACAAUUGAAACUCGAAGGCUUUGCUCUCAUGUCUGAUAUGAUAUAUGUAACGCAAUCAGCUGCGAGGUUGAUGAGAGCCAUUUAUGAAAUUGUUUUGUUUCGAGGUUGGGCCGCCUUGGCCGACAAGUGUCUGUCUCUCUGCAAAAUGAUAGACCGAAGAAUGUGGCAGUCAAUGUCACCUCUGAGACAGUUCAGGAAAAUGCCCGAGGAAAUUGUACGCAAGAUUGAGAAAAAGAAUUUUCCCUGGGAGAGGCUCUACGAUCUUGGACCCAACGAAAUUGGAGAACUGAUUCGAGUACCAAAGUUGGGUAAGACCAUUCACAAGUACAUCCAUCAGUUCCCGAAGCUGGAUCUAACAACUCAUAUUCAACCCAUCACUCGAUCCACUCUCAGAGUUGAAUUAACGAUUACGCCAGACUUCCAGUGGGAUGAGAAAGUUCAUGGAGCUUCGGAAGCUUUUUGGAUUCUAGUUGAAGACGUUGAUUCCGAGGUUAUUCUCCACCACGAGUACUUUUUACUAAAAGCAAAGUAUUCGAAUGAUCAGCAUCUUAUCAAGUUUUUUGUUCCCGUUUUUGAACCCUUGCCACCUCAAUACUUUUUGCGUGUCGUCUCUGACAGAUGGAUUGGGGCUGAAACACAACUGCCAGUCAGUUUUCGACAUUUGAUUCUUCCCGAGAAGAACUUACCGCCAACAGAACUUCUCGAUCUGCAACCGCUUCCGAUCACUGCUCUGAGAAAUCGGGAAUUCGAGAAAUUGUACGCAAGUCCCUAUCGCCAGUUUGAUCAGUUCAAUCCAAUUCAAACGCAGGUCUUUAAUGCCGUUUACAAUUCCGACGACAAUGUCUUUGUCGCAGCACCAACUGGAUCUGGAAAAACUACAAUAGCCGAGAUCGCAAUUUUCCGUCUACUCUCGCAGAAUAGUGAUGGGCGCUGUGUUUACAUGGUGAGCAAGGAACCUCUUGCUGAACUUAUUUACGUCGAAUGGAUGGAGAAAUUCGGUCGUGGCCUCGGGAGGAAAGUAGUUCUCCUGACUGGAGAAACAGGAACGGAUCUGAAGUUGAUUGCCAAAGGACAGAUAAUUAUAACAACAGCCGAGAAAUGGGAUGUGCUUUCUCGUCGAUGGAAGCAGAGGAAGAACGUGCAGAAUAUUCAGCUCUUCAUCGUCGAUGAACUUCAGCUGAUUGGAGGUGAAGAGGGUCCAAUUUUAGAAGUGGCUUGUUCGCGGGCGAGAUACAUAUCCAGUCAGUUGGACAAUCCGGCAAGAAUGAUUGCACUUUCAGCAUCAUUAGCUGAUGCGAGGGAUGCGGCUCAGUGGCUGGCAGCACCUGCCGCGGCCACCUUCAACUUCCAUCCAUCGGUUAGGCCCAUACCUCUGGAGUUACACGUCCAGGGUGUCAAUAUCACUCACAAUGCUUCUCGACUCGCAGCCAUGUCGAAGCCGGUUUACAACGCCAUCUUGCGACACGCUCCACACAAGCCAGUCAUCGUCUUUGUUCCCACUCGUAGGCAAGCCAGACUAACUGCGAUUGAUCUGCUGACAUUCACGUCAGCUGAGAACCAACCGGCCAGGUUCUUCCACGCGGAGGAAUCCGACAUCAAGCCCUUCCUGGAUAGGAUGAGUGACAAAACUUUGAAAGAAACUCUGUCGCAAGGAGUGGCUUAUUUACAUGAAGGCCUCUCAGCUGAUGAUAGACAUCUAGUUGAGCAACUCUUCGCCACUGAGGCAAUUCAGGUGGCAGUUGUCACUCGAGACUUGUCCUGGGGACUCUCAAUUAGCGCUCAUUUGGUUGUUAUUAUGGACACUCAGUGUUACAAUGGUAGGACUCAUGCUUAUGAGGACUAUCCGAUCACUGAUGUUCUGCAAAUGGUGGGUCGUGCGAACCGACCUGAAUCGAAGGACCACGACGCCAAGUGUGUGCUUCUUUGUCAGAGUUCGAAGAAAGACUUUUUUAAGAAAUUCUUGAAUGAACCACUUCCGAUUGAAAGCCACUUGAAUCACAGACUCCAUGAUCACUUUAAUGCUGAGAUUGUUACGAAGACGAUUGAGAACAAGCAGGAUGCGGUUGACUAUCUGACAUGGACGUUUUUGUAUAGAAGGCUGACACAGAAUCCCAAUUACUAUGGUCUCCAGGGUGUUACUCACAGACAUUUGUCAGAUCAUCUUUCUGAACUUGUUGAGACUACUCUUACCGAUUUGGAGACAGCCAAGUGCGUCUCGGUUGAGGAUGAAGUGGACACGAUACCUCUCAACUUGGGUAUGAUUGCCGCUUACUAUUACAUCAACUAUGCGACGAUUGAGUUGUUUAGCUCAUCUCUCUCGAGCAAGACGAAAAUCAGAGGCCUUUUGGAGAUUAUUUCCGAGGCGGCUGAAUACGAGUUUGUGCCUGUGCGACAGAGGGAAGAGAGUUUGCUGAGAAGUUUGGCCAACAGAUUACCCCAUGCACCGUCUCAGCAUGAGAGAAUGGCGAAUCCACAUGUGAAAGCUCUGCUCUUGCUCCAAGCUCACUUGUCCAGGAUUCAACUUGGACCAGAAUUGCAGAAGGACACAGAAUUCGUGCUGGGAAAAGCUCUCAGGUUAAUUCAAGCGUGCGUGGAUGUGCUGAGUUCUUCGGGUUGGUUGGCCCCAGCAGUUGCUGCGAUGGAAUUGGCGCAGAUGGUGACGCAAGCCAUGUGGUCUAAGGACUCGUAUCUUAAACAGCUGCCACAUUUCACACCCGAAAUUAUUAGACGUUGCACUGAAAGAGAGGUGGAAACAGUAUUCGAUAUCAUGGAACUUGAAGAUAACACGAGGAAUCGACUGCUGCAACUUUCAGAUGCGCAAAUGACGGACGUGGCGAAAUUCUGUAAUCGGUAUCCGAAUAUAGAGAUGUCUUAUGAUAUCCAUGACAAGGAGCGACUUCGUAGUGGUAGAACGGUAAAUGUUACGGUCCAAUUGGAGAGAGAAGAUGAAGUUGUGGGACCUGUUAUUGCGCCAUUUUUCCCACAGAAACGAGAGGAAGGAUGGUGGGUGGUUAUUGGUGAUCCAAAGCAGAAUUCCUUGUUGUCUAUCAAGAGAUUGACUCUGCAGCAGAAAGCAAAAGUUAAGUUGGAUUUUGUUGCUCCAAGUCCUGGACAGCAUUCCUAUACUCUGUACUUUAUGAGUGAUGCUUAUCUGGGUUGCGAUCAAGAGUACCAGUUCACUCUCAACGUUGGCGAGUUUGAGGAUGAAGUCUCUUCUGCAUCUGAUUCGGAUUAAGAUAUUUGUAAAGGAUUUUUCUGUUGAAUCCAUCAAUUCCGUAAGAUUUGGGUGUUUGAAGACAAGUUCUAGAGUGUGGAAUGCCUGAAAUUUAGCGACGUGAGUACAAUAUUCGUGUAAGUUUUAUGAAUGAUCGAUUGUGUGAAAUACGAUAAUUUGCGUAAUCGCCUCCUUCAUUUUGUACAGUUUAAGAAACUAGGAUUAGAAAUAACUGUAAUAUUUUAAUAUUAUUAUAAUUAAAAUUGUGUACCAUCAAAAUCGGAUUACUUAAUUAGAAAUUGAUUCCGUGAAAAUUCUCAAAAUUAAUCGAAUCGUUUG